CCAAAAAAAGCAUGCCACAAUAAAGAAAAGAGAAUUAUAAGUAUUGAAGAAAAGGAUAAAAGGACCACAUUCCCACUCUAUUCUCUCUUCAAAAUUUUUAUUCUAGAGAUGAUUUCCACAUCUCCUCCUCUUUCUUCUCCUCCCUCUUCUCUCAUGUUCUUCCCCUCUCUGUUCAAGCAAGAUUCCAAAAAUGCUCAACCAAGGAAACCAUGGUAUCUGCGAGCAAUGGAGGCCAUGAACAUGUGGAAACCUGCAACGAAAACUGGCACGAAUUCGGCAAAUUCAGACAACCCAAAGCUGAGGAAAUCCGGGUCUUUCAGACUGGCAUUUUCAUUCACUCGUGUCUGUCUAUGUUCUCCAAUCUCGUCCUAUAAUGAAGCAUUCUGGUCCGGGGUUCCGCCGAGGAGAAGCAGCAGCACAUUGCCAAGAUCUAAGUCCUUCCCGGAGCAUUCUGACAGAAUUUCAAGAACCAAAAGUUUGGCUGAGGGGAGGAGGGUUUUCAGAGGGAAGUCGCUUACUGAUGAUGUGCUGAUGAGGAGGUUUGUGGUGGAGGAAGCAGUGAUGCAGAUUAGGAGGAGAAAUCAGAUGGAGUUUGUGAGGAGGAAGAGCUCUAUUAAGAGAAGGAAACUCGGGCCUAGCCCUCUCUGUAGGAUGGUUUUGGCUGGAGAAGAAGAUUGAUGCUUAUUUGCUUGGAAAAUGUAG
Phalaenopsis equestris is the source of this 702-nucleotide messenger RNA. RefSeq lists its product as uncharacterized. NCBI's taxonomy places the organism in Eukaryota, Viridiplantae, Streptophyta, Magnoliopsida, Asparagales, Orchidaceae. The record is from RefSeq and is a predicted model, not a curated record. The transcript is spliced from 2 exons.